Trichoderma breve is the source of this 2436-nucleotide messenger RNA. Its product is annotated as chitin synthase domain-containing protein. The transcript has 2 exons. Gene Ontology annotation, molecular function: chitin synthase activity. Gene Ontology annotation, cellular component: cell periphery; cell septum. NCBI's taxonomy places the organism in Eukaryota, Fungi, Ascomycota, Sordariomycetes, Hypocreales, Hypocreaceae. Bases 1 to 2436 code for a protein of 811 amino acids. The record is from RefSeq and is a predicted model, not a curated record.
AUGUCGCAACAGAAAUCAGGCUACGAUGCAUUACCACAAGAAGAAGAGAUUGACACUGAGCACCCAAUAGCUCAAAAUCCUCAAGGCUCAGGACAUCACGAUUCUAAAAGUUCGCCAAUUCUAGUAGAGCAACAUGAAAUAUCCCCUGGGCACUCCAAUAAUCGGACUGGGGCUCGAUCCAGACAACAACCAACCAAGACACCAUUCUUCCUUGACAAAGGCAAUUUUGUGAUUGAUUGUCCCAUUCCGCCCUCUCUCAGGAGCUCUGUCGAGAGUGAUGAUAUCGAAUUCACGCACACACGAUACACGGCCAUCACCUGUGAGCCUCAUGAGUUUAUUGAUGAAGGCUUCACGUUGAGACAAACGCUUUUCGUAUCUCCACGCCGUACCAAAAUAAUGAUCAACGUCUACAUGUACAAUGAAGAUGACAUACUCUUUGCUGAGACAAUGGAACGCGUGUUCAAUAACGUGCAAUACCUCUGCAAGCAAUGGGGAGAUCAAUCAUGGAAGAACAUUGUUGUUUGCAUUCUAAGCGCCGGAAGAUACAACAUAGACCCGCAAACGAAAGCCCUGUUGUCAUGUAUGGGCAUCUACCAAGAGAGCAUAGCCAGGCGGCAAGUCAACGGGAGAGAUGUGGUGGCUCACCUUUAUGAGCACACAACCCAGACCGGCCUUCAGAUUGUUCGCGACAAAGUAUACCUAACCGCAAAACAAUACGAGUUUCCAAUACAGAUACUCUUCUGUCUUCAAGAACGCAACUUGACCAUGAUUCGUUCUGAGAAAUGGGCAUAUCGAGGGUUUGCUCGUGUGUUGGACCCGGUCAUGUGUGUGCCGAUCCAGUCUGACACAAGGCUUGGUAGUAUCGCCAUCUACCAACUCUGGCAAGCUUUGGCUGCCGAACCCAUGUGUGCAGCAGUCUGUGGCAGAGUCAGACCAAACACGAGCUUCUGGGAAAUCUUUCAAAUUGUCGGAUCGGCGUCCAAAUUCGAGCAGCAUCUCCAAAACUGCCUCACCCUACCGUUUGAAUCGGCCUUUGGCUUUGUUCCAGUGUCGCCUGCUAAGCUCUGCGCCUUCAGAUACGAAGCCCUCUUAGAUGAUGAAACGGGAAAGAGUCCUCUGGACAGCUAUUUUGAAGCCAACGAACCUCCAGAUACGUUAUCUGGUGCCACAUUACAUGCUGCGCGCAUGAGGCUGGCCAGCUUGCGCUUGGUGUUCUUUGCGCUGAUCACCAGACCGAAUUCCCGUUGGGUAAUUCGACAUUCCACUUCGGCGAUUGCGAUGGAAUAUGGAAUAGAUACUAUCGGUGAACUCCUUUUCAUGCGACGUAGACCGGUCAACGCGUACUUUUUGGAUACGAUUUACGCCAUUACACAUUAUCAUGAAAUAUUCAACUCCAGCCAUUCUAUAUUUCGGAAGGUGGCUUUUACAAUCCAACUGGCGUUUAAAUCUGUCGAGUUGCUUUUCGCAUGGUUUGCGUUAGGCAACAUAUUCAUAUACUUUACGGUGUUAACGACAAGCGUAGGAUCCCCGGGCUUUUGGGGAACCGGCGGAUACGUGACAGGUUUAGUACUGGAGUGGUUGUAUGUUGUUUCCCUCAUAACGGCAUUCGUAUCUACUUUGAAUAAGUCCUGGAAAAUGAACUUGAAAAUCCCGACUAUUUUGUUUUGGAUAUGGCUUAGCAUCACAACAUAUGCAUUUAUUUGCUAUUGCCUAAUGUUGCACAAGUCUUUACAUGAGGAACGACUCGAUAAAUCGAGCCCAGGUGAAAUAUUUGGAGAUCCGACAACUUCACUUGGCAUCGCGGUUCUCUUCAUAUAUGUGCUCUGGACGAUGGCUUCGUUGCUGAAUCUAGAUCUCUGGCCGAUCGUCAAUUCGUCCAUACAAUAUCUGAUCCUCAUGCCAUUUCUCGUCAAUGUCUCUGACGUGUUUGCAUUCUGCUAUACGUUCAACCUAAGAAACGUUGUAGCCGAUGCCGAGCCGGUUCUCGAACUUCCCAAGGUCGAGACCCAGAACGGCAAGGGCAGAAUGGAUGCAUUAAACGACGAGAGGCUUGAAGCACAAUAUGAGCAACAGAUUAACAUUAUGAAGCAACGAAGAUUUCUACUGGUGCAAAAGAUGGCUUCGCCGCUGCAGGUGGCGGAGAGGCCGCAGAACGCAGCUCGGAUGUUUGAAGCCCUUCUUGUAAUUGCCUGGACGACUACAAAUUCCAUGCUGGUAUUUCUUGUUCUCGGCAUAGCAGAUGUCAGAAGCUUGUACUCAGCCGAGUCAGGGGAGGUUCUAAAGAGCAAGGGAAUGCACUAUAUCGCUGGUGUUAUGUGGGUGCUCGCAGGGUUGACUGGAAUUCAAGUGAUUGGAGCUGCGUUUAACAGGGUUAUGACUAUAGGAAGAGGUUAUAGGCGACAUCAUGAAGGUGAAGGAAAUAUAUACGACUCUUAG